AUGUCUACGCUUGCCCUUGCUGAAGCCACGCUCGAGGCUGCACUGAAGUAUAACAUGCAAGACGCAACGUCUUUCCGUAAACAACGAAUGUUCCACCUCGCGUGCACUUCACCACUUCGGAUCUUCGCUACCGCAUGUCGCCACGGCUUAGAGGAUGUUGCUUCUGCCGCAGCGCUCGCACUAUCCAAGAAGGCGCGCGAGCCUUCAGUUGGUGACUUCGCAGAUGAGCUGCAUGAAUACAUGCGUCUACUCCAAUUUUGCCAGAACCCAGAGACGGCCCCCGAGAGUUUCUGUCGCGUCAAGACGACUCAACCUCGAAAUGGCGAAGAUGAGAUGCUAUCUAAAGCCGGGGAUAGUGUGGUGAUGGUGGAAAGACCCUCCUUGGACUCAAUGGAACCCGAUUUUGGUGGACCACAGCUGCGGAACGACGGGUACGUCAAGCUCGUCUCGCACGCCGAGAUCAGAGCACAGCUGACACGUUUUAUUCUGGUCGUACCAGAGAUGAUCGAGCGUCUGCGCGUACUCGAGAACGAGCCGAUUCAGAAAGACAACGACGCCGGACGCAUUGUUGCUUGCGCGACAUUCUUAGAGCCCUUCGCAACGUAUUUUGUCGCGCGACGCUGCCACUUGCAAGACAUCGCCACGGAAGCCGCCCGUCGAACGCUCGGGCUGCCUGUCGACCACAUGUCUUGUGUCGAGAUGGACGAUGUCUCUGCAACAGCAUAUAUUCAGCUGGUGAAGUACCACGAGGCGUGCGCUACAGCAGCUGUGAUGCUGAUCAAGGAUUACGACUGGCUAAAGUCGCAAGGGUCCGACCUGAUACCCGGCCAAUGUCUCGUCCCCACAUCCAAGCCACACUCGCUCAAUGUCGCAAUCGUACCCACAUGGACGCGGAUUCUCAUGGCGAAUUUGCGACCGCUCUUGCGCAAAUAUCCUUCGGGUGGCGUUGUUAUGGACGGCCGUGCGUUUGCCAAGACGGUGAUCGAGCUACACUGUCACUUUUUUGUCUGUGUCCGUGCACGCAUCUGGAUGGCACUCAUGCUGUGUUUAAGGCUUGUCAAGUUAUCGCGCGUGGUGUCGGCGACGCUGUUUCUCAUGUUUAAUAUCGGAAAUCGGGCAGGGGAGCGUCGUAGGCUCGAUGUAUCAAUCGGCUUUUCGCAGAUUGGCUUGUAUCUUUCGGAUGUUGAGGUACGGAUACUGGAAACGGAGAGGGAAACCCCCUCAGAAGGCGGUAGUGGCCCUACGAGCGGCUCAGCCGAUGCUGUCCUUAUCUCCUCCGACAUGAUUGAAUUUCGAGUCCACAGAGUCAUUCUGUCUGAAGCAUCCCACUUUUUCGAUGGGCUGUUUGCUCUUCCGCAGGAUGCCUCCACACAGACUCCGCACAAAGAGGCUCCCGUAAUUCAUGUCAGCGAACACAGCUCCGUUCUAGACCCGCUACUCCGAUACUGCUAUCCUAUGGCCGAUCCAGUUUUGACUAGCCUGGACAUAACGAUAGCUACGUUGGAGGCAGCGCUCAAAUACGACUUGACUGAGGCCACAGAGCUCUUGAAGGCGCAGCUUUCUACCCACGUGAAAGCUGCUCCUCUCCGUGUCUAUACGAUUGCCUGUCGACACAGGAUGGAGGAUCUGGCGCUGGUGGCGGCUCGGGAAGUCCACUGUCAAGAGAAACCGGCAGAGUUCCACCCUGACACACGGUCCAUCACCGCUGGCGAACGGUAUGCCCGGUUACUUCAGUUCUGCCACCACCCUGACAUACGGCCGAUCACUGCUGGAGAGUAUGCCCGCUUACUGCAGUUCUGCCGAGAAGGAAGCCUGCCCGAGCGCCAGACUUUCACCUCCAGCAGCACGACCGCACGUGUUCUGAGCGAAUGUGGGAAGGAUGGGGAAGGCAGCUCCGUCUCAAUACUGCAGUCUGAGACGGAGACUGCCGAUGUUAUUAUCUCCUGCCUAGACGGCGUCGACCUCCGCGCCCACCGCGCAAUACUGGAGUUGGCUUCUCCAGUGCUCAGGAGGAUGCUAUCUGACGCACCGAUAACCUCCCAGUCUACAAUAGAUCACCCUGCAAACCGCUCAGAUAUCAUGAUAGGUACUACGACCGCAGCUGACUUGACUGAAUCUCAUCUCACCAGAGGCGUAUUCACCAAUUCUCGAAUCAAUCUGACGCAAUCCAGCCGGAUAGUCUCCUUUCUGCUGCAAUUCUGCUACCCCUCGUCCGUCCACACGCCCAUGAUGCCCUUCGAUAUUGUCAAUGUGUAUUCCGCCGCACAAGGAUAUGACAUGAAGAAGGUAUUGGAAGCCUUAGAGGCGGAAAUGAGCGUCUCUCGGGAAUUAGAAGAAGAUCCUCUACUCGUGUACUUCCUCGCCUGCCGCUGUGGCUUCCAGUCUAUCGCACGUGCCGCCGCCAAGCGCACCUUGGGGAGGGAGAUGGAGGACAUCUGUCGCUACCGACCAGAAAUGGAGCUCGUUGCUGCACCCGCGCUUUACAACCUCACAAAGUACCACGCCGAGUGCACAGAGGAGGUCAUGAGGCUGACGAAGUCGUACAAUUUGCUGUUCAACAAAGAUGAUAAAGCAGUGUCGCGCUGCGCGCACUUCGCGAGACUGACGCGGCCGUGCUGGCUCGAGCAGCUUGUGGUCCUCAUUACCCCCACCCUGCGCAAGGACAUCACGGGUGCCACAUUGAAGGCCAAAUUUCCGGCUCUGUUAGAGAUCAUUUCGGACACCAAGGUUCGGUGCGACCGAUGCAAGGGCUGGGAUGUCGCGGUCGUCUUCUACCGGACCUGUGGCACCCUGGCGGAUGAGGUUGAUAAAGCUAUUUCGCGUGUGCAACUUCCAUGGGAGCAGUAUUAA
This is a messenger RNA of Postia placenta MAD-698-R-SB12, 2850 nucleotides long. RefSeq lists its product as hypothetical. Lineage: Eukaryota; Fungi; Basidiomycota; Agaricomycetes; Polyporales; Adustoporiaceae. The record is from RefSeq and is a predicted model, not a curated record. Bases 1 to 2850 code for a protein of 949 amino acids. The transcript is spliced from 9 exons. Gene Ontology annotation, molecular function: protein binding.